AUGGCCCGACGAUACUCGCCGCCCGACUCGCCCCUGUCGUCCAUGGGAUCCGGGUCCGACGGCUACGAGGAAGACAUGCACGACGAGGAGGCGGCAGACGGCUCGCUCCGCCCGUGCAAGCGACAGAGAGUCGACGCGCAGUCGAGCACAUCCUCGGCGGUCGUCCCCGAGGCGGAGCAUGAAGCCGAGCCCGAGCCCGAGCCCGAGCCCGACACCCUCGAGGGCAUGUCGGACGUGUCGUCGGACACGUCGGGCGACAUCCCCAGCUCGCCUCUCAACGCGAGGCUGGACGAGGAGGACUUUCAGGACCAGGUCACGGUGUGCGACUGGGACGGGUGCCCCGCGGGCGACCAGGGCGACAUGGACAAGCUGGUCGAGCACAUUCACAACUCGCACAUUGAGAGCCGGCAGAAGAAGUACACGUGCGAGUGGAAGACGUGCAACAGGAAGGGCUUGCCGCACGCGAGCGGGUAUGCGCUCAAGGCUCAUAUGCGCAGCCACACGAGGGAAAAGCCUUUCUACUGCUACCUUCCGGAGUGUGAUCGCUCCUUUACGAGAUCCGACGCCUUGGCCAAGCACAUGCGCACAGUUCACGAAACGGAGGCCCUGCGCCCCUCGGACCCCGUGCCCAAAUCCAUGCAGUCCGGCCCAACGGGCAAAUCCAACAAACUGAAAAUCAUCAUCAAGACCCCCCAGUCGCACGGCGGCGGCGGCGCUGACGAUGAAUCCGGAGACGGGGCCAACGGCGACUCCGGCGCCUCCGACCUGUUCACCGCGCUGCCGGGCGACAUGUUCACGUCGGAAGAGCUGUCCUUCCCGGUGGACAAGCUGUACCGGAAAUGCUACUGGGAGUCCAAGUGGGCCGACGAGGUCGGCGAGGCCCUCCAGAAGGAGUGCAAGGAAUGGGAGGAGCUGUACUACCAGGAGUGGCUGGAGAAGGAGGUGCUCUUGUCGCAGGUCAUCCAGAGCGAAGUCGACUGGCACGGGCGGCGCAAGGCCAUCCUCGAAGGCACGGCGGACGUCCAUGUCCCCGGACGGGCGGCAUCCAAGGACGGGGCGAGAACCAACGGCGUCAAGGGCGGAAGCAGCGCCGCCAAGAAGCCGCACGCUGCUGCGGUGUGA
This is a messenger RNA of Ustilaginoidea virens, 1122 nucleotides long. RefSeq lists its product as uncharacterized. Lineage: Eukaryota; Fungi; Ascomycota; Sordariomycetes; Hypocreales; Clavicipitaceae. Gene Ontology annotation, biological process: regulation of transcription by RNA polymerase II. The transcript is spliced from 2 exons. Gene Ontology annotation, molecular function: DNA-binding transcription factor activity, RNA polymerase II-specific; RNA polymerase II cis-regulatory region sequence-specific DNA binding. Gene Ontology annotation, cellular component: nucleus. Bases 1 to 1122 code for a protein of 373 amino acids. The record is from RefSeq and is a predicted model, not a curated record.